Molecule: messenger RNA, 2653 nt
Organism: Caenorhabditis elegans
Lineage: Eukaryota; Metazoa; Nematoda; Chromadorea; Rhabditida; Rhabditidae
Gene: sid-1
Product: Systemic RNA interference defective protein 1
Exons: 7
Coding region: 8-2338 (776 amino acids)
Cellular component (GO): plasma membrane; membrane
Source: RefSeq, marked reviewed
GUUCACAAUGAUUCGUGUUUAUUUGAUAAUUUUAAUGCAUUUGGUGAUUGGUUUAACCCAGAACAAUUCAACUACACCUUCGCCAAUUAUCACCUCAAGUAACAGCUCUGUACUUGUAUUCGAGAUUUCUUCAAAAAUGAAAAUGAUCGAAAAAAAGCUGGAAGCCAACACAGUCCAUGUCCUUCGCCUGGAAUUAGAUCAAAGUUUCAUAUUAGAUUUAACCAAAGUCGCCGCGGAAAUCGUUGAUUCUUCGAAAUACAGUAAAGAAGACGGUGUUAUACUCGAAGUAACAGUUUCAAAUGGCCGUGAUAGUUUUUUAUUGAAACUUCCGACGGUUUAUCCGAACUUGAAGCUCUAUACUGACGGAAAACUGCUCAAUCCGCUCGUUGAGCAAGAUUUCGGGGCGCACAGAAAGAGGCACAGGAUAGGCGACCCUCAUUUCCAUCAAAACCUGAUCGUAACCGUGCAGUCUCGAUUGAAUGCUGAUAUAGAUUAUAGGCUUCAUGUGACUCAUUUGGAUCGGGCCCAAUAUGAUUUUCUGAAGUUCAAGACGGGACAGACCACGAAAACGUUGUCGAAUCAGAAGCUGACGUUUGUCAAGCCGAUUGGAUUUUUUUUGAAUUGCAGCGAACAAAAUAUUUCCCAAUUCCACGUCACAUUGUACAGUGAAGAUGAUAUUUGUGCAAAUCUGAUAACUGUGCCGGCGAAUGAAUCCAUCUAUGAUCGAUCAGUGAUUUCCGAUAAAACUCACAAUCGACGUGUCCUAUCAUUCACCAAAAGAGCCGACAUUUUUUUCACUGAAACUGAAAUCUCGAUGUUCAAAUCAUUCCGAAUCUUCGUCUUCAUAGCUCCCGAUGAUUCUGGAUGUUCUACCAACACAUCACGCAAAAGUUUCAACGAGAAAAAGAAAAUAUCUUUUGAAUUCAAAAAACUGGAAAAUCAAUCAUACGCCGUCCCGACGGCUUUGAUGAUGAUAUUUCUGACGACACCGUGUCUUUUGUUCCUUCCAAUUGUGAUUAAUAUUAUCAAGAAUAGCAGAAAAUUGGCACCAUCACAAUCAAAUCUUAUCUCAUUUUCUCCAGUUCCGUCUGAGCAACGGGACAUGGAUUUGAGCCAUGAUGAGCAGCAGAAUACGAGCUCAGAACUCGAAAAUAAUGGAGAAAUUCCAGCAGCAGAAAAUCAAAUUGUUGAAGAGAUCACGGCUGAAAAUCAAGAAACGAGCGUAGAAGAGGGAAACCGGGAAAUUCAAGUUAAAAUUCCGUUGAAACAGGAUUCAUUAUCACUCCAUGGCCAAAUGCUUCAAUAUCCCGUUGCAAUAAUUCUCCCAGUUCUCAUGCACACAGCUAUCGAAUUCCAUAAAUGGACGACAUCUACAAUGGCAAAUCGCGACGAAAUGUGCUUCCACAAUCAUGCGUGUGCUCGGCCAUUGGGAGAACUUCGAGCUUGGAAUAAUAUCAUCACCAAUAUAGGAUAUACUCUUUAUGGAGCCAUCUUCAUUGUUUUGUCGAUAUGUAGAAGAGGCCGUCAUGAGUAUUCUCAUGUUUUUGGUACAUAUGAAUGCACACUUUUAGAUGUGACUAUUGGUGUUUUCAUGGUUUUGCAAUCAAUUGCUAGUGCCACUUAUCAUAUUUGCCCCAGUGAUGUGGCUUUUCAGUUUGAUACGCCGUGCAUCCAAGUUAUCUGUGGACUUCUCAUGGUCCGUCAGUGGUUUGUUCGUCACGAAUCUCCAUCACCAGCCUAUACAAAUAUCCUACUAGUUGGAGUUGUCUCCUUGAACUUUCUAAUAUCUGCAUUCUCCAAAACAUCAUAUGUCCGAUUCAUCAUCGCUGUAAUUCAUGUCAUUGUCGUUGGAUCGAUCUGUUUGGCAAAGGAAAGAUCCUUGGGAUCGGAAAAAUUAAAAACUCGAUUUUUCAUCAUGGCCUUCUCGAUGGGAAAUUUCGCAGCAAUCGUGAUGUAUCUGACGCUUUCGGCGUUUCAUUUGAAUCAAAUAGCCACGUAUUGCUUUAUUAUAAAUUGUAUCAUGUAUCUGAUGUACUAUGGAUGCAUGAAAGUUUUACAUAGCGAGAGAAUAACGUCGAAGGCUAAACUUUGUGGAGCUCUGUCACUGCUCGCGUGGGCUGUUGCCGGAUUUUUCUUCUUUCAAGAUGAUACAGAUUGGACGAGAUCUGCGGCGGCGAGCCGAGCACUCAACAAGCCAUGCCUGCUACUCGGCUUCUUCGGUUCCCACGAUUUAUGGCACAUCUUCGGAGCAUUGGCCGGUCUUUUCACAUUCAUUUUCGUCUCCUUUGUUGAUGAUGAUCUCAUUAAUACACGCAAAACUUCGAUUAACAUUUUCUAGAGUAAUUUUGUUUUCCCUAUCCGGUUUUUCAUAUUUCAACUUUUUCUCCUGCCUUAAUACGUAGCCCGAUCUCUCAUUUCUUCAUGUUUUAAGAACUUUCUGAAUCUAUGUAAUUAGUUGGUCUACUUUGAAACAUUUUUACUGUAUUCAUCUCCACGGCUCCCUACCUCCCUGUGAAUAUAAUUCCAAAUUUAGCUCCUCUCUACGCAGUGAUCUGGUGUUUAUAACAUGUUUAUUUAUUUUUCCCAACAUUUCCCAAUUUCAGGUGUUCACUUGUUUGUUUGCUCCCCCUCUAUGCAUAAAUUUUCAGCCACU